Molecule: messenger RNA, 1855 nt
Organism: Fukomys damarensis (Damara mole-rat)
Lineage: Eukaryota; Metazoa; Chordata; Mammalia; Rodentia; Bathyergidae
Gene: Fdxr
Product: ferredoxin reductase
Exons: 12
Coding region: 83-1564 (493 amino acids)
Biological process (GO): ubiquinone biosynthetic process
Cellular component (GO): mitochondrion
Source: RefSeq, a predicted model, not a curated record
CAGAAGCCGGGCAGGGGCGGGGCCGAGCUGAGCUCCCACUCGGGAUAGUUUCAGGAUCGCUUGUUGAUUGCUGUUCCCAGACAUGGCUACGCGCUGUUUGCAUUGGGGGCCGUGGUUGAAGUGGCCUCGGGCACGGCCUCCUCCCGCUAGAAACACGCUGACCCCAGCCUUCUGUCAGCGGUUCUCCACUCAGACCACCCCCCAGAUCUGUGUGGUGGGCAGCGGCCCCGCUGGCUUCUACACAGCCCAACACUUGCUAAAGCACCACACCCGGGCCCAAGUGGACAUCUAUGAGAAGCAGCUCGUGCCCUUCGGCCUAGUGCGCUUUGGGGUGGCGCCUGACCACCCUGAGGUGAAGAAUGUCAUCCACACAUUUACCCAGACGGCUCGCUCUGAGCGCUGUGCCUUCCUGGGCAACGUGGCGGUGGGCAGGGAUGUGACGGUAUCUGAGCUGCGGGGGGCGUACCAUGCCGUGGUGCUGAGCUAUGGGGCGGAGGACCAUCAGGCCCUGGGGAUCCCUGGUGAGGAGCUCCCUGGCGUGUGCUCAGCCCGGGCCUUUGUGGGCUGGUACAAUGGCCUUCCUGAGAAUCAAGCGCUGGCACCGGACCUGAGCUGUGACACUGCCGUGAUUCUGGGACAGGGGAACGUGGCUCUGGAUGUGGCCCGGAUCCUCCUGACCCCACCUGAGCACCUGGAGAAAACAGACAUCACAGAGGUUGCAUUAGGGGUGCUGAGGCAGAGUCAGGUGAAGACGGUGUGGAUAGUGGGCAGGCGCGGGCCCCUGCAAGUGGCCUUUACCAUUAAGGAGCUUCGGGAGAUGAUCCAGUUACCAGGAACCCGAACCAUUUUGGAUCCUGCAGAUUUCUUGGGCCUCCAGGACAGAAUCAAGGAGGUCCCCCGUCCAAGGAAGCGGCUGACGGAACUGCUGCACCGCACGGCCACAGAGAAGCUGGGGGCGGAGGAGGCUGCUCGCCAGGCUUCUGCCCCCCGUGCCUGGGGCCUCCGCUUUUUCCGAAGCCCCCAGCAGGUGCUGCCCUCGCCAGAUGGGCAGCGGGCAGCAGGCAUCCGCCUGGCACUUACCAGACUGGAGGGUGUCGGUGAGGCCACCCGGGCAGUGCCCACAGGAGAGACGGAGGACCUUCUUUGUGGGCUGGUGCUGAGCAGUGUUGGGUAUAAAAGCCGUCCCAUUGACCCCAGUGUGCCCUUUGACCCCAAACUCGGGGUCAUCCCCAAUACAGAAGGCCGGGUUGUGGGUGUGCCAGGCCUCUACUGCAGUGGCUGGGUGAAGAGGGGACCCACAGGUGUCAUUGCUACCACCAUGACUGACAGCUUCCUCACCAGCGAGGUGCUGCUGCAGGACCUGAAGGCCGGGCUGCUGCCCUUUGGGCCCAAGCCUGGCUAUGCGGCCAUUCAAGCCCUGCUCAGCAGCCGAGGGAUCCGGCCAGUCUCUUUCUCAGACUGGGAGAAGCUGGAUGCUGAGGAAGUGUCUCGGGGCCAGGGUGCUAGAAAGCCUCGGGAGAAGCUGGUGGAUUCUCAGGAGAUGCUGCAGCUGCUCGGGCGCUGAGCCUGGAUCCCAGCCCUGUCAGGGAAGGAGGCCUGGGUCCGUCUGAGCUGGACUCGAUCCCAGCUAUGGUGUGCCUGCCCUGGCCUGGGGGCUUGGCUGCCACUCUUCUGGGAACCUCCCAGUACUGCCUUCUGCAAGAAGGUUGCCCUUACCACUGUGGUUUAGCCACUCUGUGGUUAAGUUAUGGAGGGGUGGAGGCACAGGUUGGUUCUACCGUUUUUCACCUCUCUACCGCUGGACUUUGGAGGGCCACUGGGUCGGGAAUAUGUUGGAAAUAAAGCAGCUGAAACC